AUUCAGACAUCUGCUUUGGAAGUAAUGACACUUGGAGAAUUUCCUGCACAGGACCAUGGAUCACUGACAUCAGAAAUCUGCUCCAGUGCAUCAUUAAUAGCUGCAAAUGAAAUUAAGCAUGAUUCUCUAGUUCUGAGUAAUUCUUUGGGAAGAAUCACUAACGAGCCCUCUGAGGACGAAAAACCAGCUGAGUUAGAGGAGCAUAAAAAAGGGCUGGACAUGGAUGAGAAGUGUACAUUUUCAGGUAGCGUGGCAAUAAAAGAAGAAAAAGAAAACGUUUGUGAAGUUGAGAAAAGCAAGGAUUCUAAAUAUGCAGAGAUACCCUCAGGUGAGCAUCAGUUAACACCUCGGUGUCCAGCAGUUCCGUGUCUGCCAGCACCUCCUUUGAAUCUAAAGGCUCAUCCAGAUGGCACAACCCUGAAACCCUGGAUGAAUGAUUUUAGAUUUUCAGGGAAAUACCCUCUCCUGAUGUUGCAGAAUCCUGAAAAUUGUGAGAUAUUUAAAAGGGAAAAAACUGCAGGGAUGUUCCAGAAGCCCCUAGGAUUGAUGAUGUUACCCCAUGGAUAUUGCAAAUUUCAUUUUAAUACAUUACGUGGCUGUGAGCGACCAUUGUGUAAAUUUGCCCACGUUCCUGAACAAGCAGAUGAAAAGGUUUGCAUGGAAAUACUUAAGAAAUAUAUAAAUAUCGGUGAGGUGUGUUUGCUUCAACGUGCAGCAAACCUGUUUAUGGAGUACUACAGAAAGUUUCCUCCUGGGGUACAUUUUGAAUCACAAGUGUUAAAUGAUCUUCUGAUUUCUUUACUCAAAUGCUGUUUAUUGAAAGAAGUAUUUCAGGUAGUAAACAUCAGCAUAAUGGUCAAAAUGCUGCCUGCUCUAAAAGUAUUAAUAAAAGUAUUUGAGCAUGUGGAAUCUAUGAACUUAAGGAAUGCUGUGCCAGCUCUAAUUGAUAUAUUUUGUAAGCUUGUAGAAGCUGGGAUGAUUCUUGACUCUGAACAUUUUAACUAUCUUAUUAAGCUCUUGUAUCAAGUACAGGCUUCCAAACAAGAAAUAAAUGCUGUUUUAGAAAUGAAAUCCAGGUUACGGGUGAGACACUUUAAAAAGAACUGGCUCUCUGACUUAAAUUCAGCAACAACUGAAAUAGAGCAUUGUAAAGAAAAAGGUGACUGGACCAGUUUGGGAAAUUUGUACAUUAAUGUAAAAAUGGGUUGUGAAAAAUUUGCAGAUCUUCAGAGAUUUUCAGCAUACAUUGCUGAAGCAUUAACAAAAGAUUACAAAGAAGAAAGACAAGGAGUUCCUUUUUGUGAAUUUGCUGAUGCAGUUAGCAAAGAUCCCCAAAACAGCGAGAUUGAUAAAAUUUUGCUGGGAAGAAUUGGCAUCAGUGCAAUCUACUUUUAUCACAGACUACUACAAUGGUCUAAGGGAAGGAAGGUACUUGAUAAACUGCAUGAACUACAAAUCCAUUUCACAAGAUUAAAAGGACUUUCUGGCCCUGAAAAGUUAGCAUCCCGGUGCCAAAUUGUUAAUGUGGCAGCAGAAAUUUUUCUAAAAAGUGGGAGUAUGGAUGGUGCCAUUUGGGUACUGAGGGAAUCAGAAUGGAUAAUAAAUACACCACUGUGGCCAUGUGACAGGAUGGAUGUCCUCAACAGACAUAACCUGCUCUGUACAAUUGCACAUGAGAUCUUGGCCAAGAGCCUUUACCGGAAGACAUUUGAAGUUCUCCAGAACUUACCGGGUUUCCAAAAUUCUCAAGAAACCGUGGAGGUCUCGCAGUACAGCCUUCUUUUUAACAAGCUUCUAGAUGCUUGUGUAGAGAGUAACAGUCUGGGGGUGUCAUGCUCCGUAGCAGAAUUCAUGUUUUCAAAGAACAUCCCUAUCGAUUUUUCUUUCCUCAGAAGAUUAAUUACUGCUUUAGGGAGACGUUGUUUAUGGCCAAAAGCCAGAGCCCAUUACAAAAGUGCUCUGUCAUUGGGCUGUUACCCAUCAUUGGAGGGAAAUUUGUACCGAAAACUUUUGCUGAUUCCUUCAUACCUGUCUGAGAUUGAAAUGCUUUUAGCUAUUGAAAUUUUUCUAGUAUCUAAUGCGAGUAGUAUUCAGAGUCCUGGUGCUUCUUCACAGAUACUACAAAUAGUCCUGAAAAGGUGUGAAGAAGACAAAGGACGGAGUAAAGAUGACUACCGAACAGCAGUGGAAAGACUAAUCAGGGCUGCUCGUAUAUCAGACCCAAAGCUUUUCAUUAAGCACAUGACCGUGAAUAUUACUAUGGAGCAGGUUUAUAGUUUGGAACAUUGUUCUGCCCUGAAAUGGUUGAAAGAGAAUAUGAAAUGGGCUGGGAAGAUUUGGCUUUUUCCGUAAUUAUUAGGUUAUAAAGACUUUUUUUUUUAAGUUCCAGUAAUCAUUGUUCAAAAUGAAUGGUAAUAAAGACAGUUCUCAC
Messenger RNA from Phascolarctos cinereus (koala), 2431 nucleotides. The record is from RefSeq and is a predicted model, not a curated record. Lineage: Eukaryota; Metazoa; Chordata; Mammalia; Diprotodontia; Phascolarctidae.